This is a messenger RNA of Mauremys reevesii (Reeves's turtle), 2197 nucleotides long. RefSeq names its product interleukin 20 receptor subunit beta (gene IL20RB). The coding region runs from base 496 to 1311 and encodes 271 amino acids. The transcript is spliced from 8 exons. NCBI's taxonomy places the organism in Eukaryota, Metazoa, Chordata, Testudines, Geoemydidae. The record is from RefSeq and is a predicted model, not a curated record. Gene Ontology annotation, molecular function: interleukin-20 binding.
CUAAGGGUAGAGAUUCCCGUGCUAGGCUUAGGCCUGAGGCCCAUUGGGUUCGCCUAGUUAGUUUUCCUAAAGAUAGGGCUUCCCUUGCUAAUGUUAGGGUGUGACACCCUGUACCCCAUGUUCACCACUUUUAUAUGGUUAUGAUAUGUUAUGGUCACAUGUCAUUGUAAGACCCCUAGUCUCCAUUCCCCAUGGGCUGGCCCACAGGUACACAGGAAGGCUUUCAAGUAACUAAGGCCUUUUACAACUGAUUGUUUCUGGAGCACCCUUAAGGCCUCCACUUAAUCUGUUUACAUCAGUGAUACAAGUUUAUAUUUAAGGAUGCAAUAAAUCUACCCCCAAGCCCCCUCCCGUGGAAUCCUGUACUCCAGUGCCAUGAGAGGCACAGCCAGAGUCGACGGGGGAGCAGCAGCAAUUGGCUCACAGUGGUGAAGAUACCAUGACGAAGAAGCCCUGCUGCCAGCUCCUCAGAAUAUCUCUAUCCUGUCCACCAACAUGAAGCACUUCCUGACCUGGAGUCCAGUGACGGUCCCUGGAGAAACUGUGAGAUACUCCGUUGAGUUUCAGGGGGAGUAUGAAAGAGAUUAUGCCAAUGAGAUCUGGAUACCCAUCAGCGAGUGUUCGCUCAUCAUUGUGACUCACUGCAACGUCACAGAGGACAUCUCUGCCACCGUGCCCUAUAACCUACGCGUGAGAGCAAACCUAGGUUCUAGGGGUUCAGAGUGGAGCACACUAAAAGUUCUCUUCAAUCGCAUAACGACUUUCCUCACCCCACCCAUGAUGGAAGUCUCUGCGGACGGGUAUCACCUACUGGUGAAGCUGGAAGACCUGGGGCCAGCCUUUCAAUUCCACAUAUUCUAUUGGAGGAAGGGCCAGGAAAGUUGGGUGCACAAGAAGACUGUGAAGGAGAUCAGCUCGGUUGUGCAUCUGGACACCCUGGAGGCAGGAGCUGAGUAUUGUGUGAAAGCCCAGACCUACGUAGAGGCCAUCAACAGGAGCAGCAACUUCAGCCAGACGCAGUGUGUUCGCGGGCCAGAUGGUGGCAGAUCUAUAUGGAUGAUGACUGCCAUGGUGUCCUUCAUGGGAUUUGUUGUAGGUGUCUUGGCCCUGCCCUUCCUUGCCUGGAAAAUGAGUCAGAUCUUCCAGUAUUCCUGCUGUCCAGUCGUCGUCCUACCGGACACCCUGAAAGUAACUGAGUCACCCGCAAAGCUAAUACACUGCAUGUGUGAGGGGACUGAAUGUUGUGACGUGGCUGUGCAUGUGAUUCCCCCCGAAGAGAUCCUCCGACUGUGGAUUCAGGACGCACUUUAAAGCUGGCCAGAGAUAAUCAAUCCUGUCGAAAACCAUCUAUGAACAGAUCUAGCAGAUUGUGCACUGGGAGCCUGCACACAGCUCCCACAGCCUCAGGGUAUGUCUACCCCGAGGGAUCAAUGGGAAGCUUUUUGAUGUACGUCUGGUAACUCGCAGGACACAAGUCGCACCAACGGUGUGCACACGGGACUCCAGUUCUGUUUUCUUGUGACCCUGGGAGUCCCUUAAGGCCAACUGGCAUAGGGACCUCAUACUAUAACACACAUCAAGCCUCACACACGCAUUGCCCCAACAUACUGUUGUCACAAUAUAUGAAAGGUAUCAUAUGUAAACUGGUGACACACUGGUCCCCCAAAAAAUCGUUGAUGUAUGUGUGGGUUGAGUACAGAGAGUUACAGAUGUAUGCUGGAAAUAUGCUCGUAAAAUGUGUUUGGGAGACAGAUCAUAAAACCAGAUGGUCCUAGAUAAAGGAAUGUGUAUUUACGGGUCUGACCAGCUUGGUCAUAGGCAGAGGACAAUGGAAGAACAAAGCCAUCAGCUUAAAUAGGUGGGGGAGAAGACUGUUUAACAAUCACACCGGGGGACUGAAUCUACACCCCAGGAAGCCUUCCUGGCUCUUGAGGCUGAGAUAAUGGACUUUGAGUAAUAGAAGGGGAGCAAAAAGACAUUUUAGUGAUCCAUCACUGAGGAGACAAAGGGUAGGGAACCCUUGGAGGCUGUGAAAGUUGGAUGUCCCUAGGCUGAAAGGCUAGGAAUGCUGGUACCUACGUCAAGUUAAGAAGAAUUAAAACGUAACUUUUAAAGAUUACGUUCUAGUCAUUAGAAAGCAUGUUUUAUUUUGUGUGUAACCAGACUUGUCUCUUUCUCUCUUGCUUAGUAUCACUUA